Mytilus trossulus (common blue mussel) is the source of this 1686-nucleotide messenger RNA. RefSeq lists its product as uncharacterized. Gene Ontology annotation, molecular function: zinc ion binding. The transcript has a single exon. Bases 1 to 1686 code for a protein of 561 amino acids. Lineage: Eukaryota; Metazoa; Mollusca; Bivalvia; Mytilida; Mytilidae. The record is from RefSeq and is a predicted model, not a curated record.
AUGGCAACAGGUUUACCUCUGAGAAUGGCCCAGGUACCAAGAACCUGUCAAAUUUGUGACAAAGAUACGAAACUCAAAUGGAAAUGUUUAAACUGUCAAUUUAUUUUGUGCAAUAGUUGUGGUCAGAGACAUUCAGGUGAUAAAAGCAGUGUUAACCACAAUGUUGUUAAUUUGAGAGAUAUAGAUGAACAUUCAUACUUAGGAGAUGUGAAAUGUUGGUUCCAUGUGAAAAAUAAACCCAAAGCUGAAAUGUAUUGUCUAGACUGUUUCCAAACAAUCUGUGAUAAUUGUCUGAAGAGAGCUCAUCGUAAACAUGAUGUUAGGAAACUUGAUGAGGCAUAUUCAAUGUUUACUGGAAAUUUGAAUUUAAACCACAAGAAAAUAAAAACUGAUAUGCAAUAUUGUGAAAAAGAGAAGAAUAAACUUGAAAAAAUAAUAUUGAGUCAUUGCAAAUCAUUUGAGGAGGAGAAGAGGAAAAUCAUAACAUAUGAUAUGCAUUUGAAGGAAAGAAUUACGCAGCGAACUGAGCAACUUUUGGAAGAGUUAGACGAACACUUUAGGAAAAGCAAAGCAAAAAUAACAGCUUCUUCUACUGUUAUAGAAAAUAGACUUUCAAUAUUAUCUGAAAAAGUUUCUUUGAUAGAGGAACACGAAAGAACAUGUAAGUCUGAUUUUGAUACUGUUAAGAAAGUUGCUAAAGAUGUUCAAACUUUUGCCGAUGAAGCUGAAAGUUCUUUCCCAAUUGCCCCAGUAAAUAUAAUGGCCAAGAAGUUUGUACUUAAUGAGACAGACAAAGAUUCAUCCGUUAUUAAUCCUGUGUUUGGAUUAUUAGUCAAUGUUGACAUAUUUGGCUCUGCUUCUAUUACUUGUGAAAACAUAGACUCAUAUUGCACUGAUUUACCAUCUAUAAAAUCUAUGACUGUGGAUGAGAAAAAUAACCUAUGGAUAGCUAGUUCAAAUGAUUCAAACUUACUAAGACAAGUUGAUUUCCAGAAAAAAACUAUAUUACAGGAAUUUAAAGAUAUGAAUAUCACUGACAUAGCCGUGAGUAAAAGAUGUAGUUUACUUUUCAUAAAAGACGAAGAUCCUACAAUUAAAGAACUGGACCCAAAAACAAAUAGAAUCAAAGAUUUUCACACAUGUUACAGUGCUGGUAUGCAGAUACAUGUACCGUCAGCCUUACAUGUGUGUAAGAAUAGCAAUGUGUUAGUCAGUACAGUUGAGAAAGGUGGGGACUUGUACAAAGUUGAAAAAUUAAGUCAAAUACAAGUUGUUGUUUUAUCAGAAUUUGGAAAAGUGUUAAGAAUGCAUAAGUUUUAUCCAGAGGGACGUUUUCUAUGUAUGAGACCAGUAAAGUUGACCUCUAAUGACUAUAAUGAGAUAAGUUAUUUGGGCAAGCUGUCUCCUCAGGCAGGAGCAUUAGUAAUAAUUGAUUCAAAGGGCAAAACAAAGGGCAUAUUGGAAAGGAAAGAUAAUUGGGAGUUUAAUCCAGUAGAUAUUGUAACAUCUAACAGUGGAAACAUAAUUGCCAGUGAAUCACAUGGUGCGCUAUAUAUAUUCAGUUAUGAAGGUGUUAUUAUUAAAAAACUGACCACAGAACACACAGGAAUAGAAUAUCCAAUGAGUUUAGGAAUAGACAAAAAGGGGCAAUUACUUGUCAGUUUUAAGACAAUAUUUCAGACAUAA